CAUCAAUCAGCUGCUGUUGUUUAAGUGGUUACUUGACUCCCACCAUUUUGAUUGGCGUUUUGGUUUGAAGAAAUGGCUAGGACGAAACAAACCGCAAGAAAGUCAACUGGUGGCAAAGCACCGAGAAAGCAACUUGCAACCAAAGCUGCACGCAAGUCUGCACCAUCAACGGGUGGUGUAAAAAAACCUCACCGUUAUCGUCCAGGGACUGUUGCUUUGCGAGAAAUCCGUCGUUAUCAAAAGUCCACUGAGUUGCUGAUACGAAAGUUGCCCUUCCAAAGAUUAGUUCGCGAAAUCGCUCAAGAUUUUAAGACUGACUUACGUUUUCAGAGCGCUGCAGUUGGUGCUCUUCAAGAAGCAAGUGAGGCAUAUCUAGUUGGUCUGUUCGAAGAUACAAACCUUUGUGCGAUUCAUGCUAAAAGGGUUACAAUUAUGCCGAAAGAUAUCCAGUUGGCUCGCCGCAUUCGAGGAGAAAGAGCUUAAAUUUUCAAUCAAUAAAUGUUAACUUAAUUU
This is a messenger RNA of Schistosoma mattheei, 513 nucleotides long. The record is from the annotation of a GenBank genome assembly. NCBI's taxonomy places the organism in Eukaryota, Metazoa, Platyhelminthes, Trematoda, Strigeidida, Schistosomatidae.